Molecule: messenger RNA, 492 nt
Organism: Homalodisca vitripennis (glassy-winged sharpshooter)
Lineage: Eukaryota; Metazoa; Arthropoda; Insecta; Hemiptera; Cicadellidae
Product: SPRY domain-containing SOCS box protein 4-like
Exons: 3
Coding region: 1-492 (163 amino acids)
Biological process (GO): proteasome-mediated ubiquitin-dependent protein catabolic process
Cellular component (GO): SCF ubiquitin ligase complex
Molecular function (GO): protein binding
Source: RefSeq, a predicted model, not a curated record
AUGGCACUAAUCACAGAACCCCAGCAUUACGUGUCCCUGAGGUCGGUACAGCAACUUGCCGUGCCUAUUCGAUUGCGGGCGGUCCUGAACUGUCCUGUGGAUUCCCUGCAGGACCAUGAACGAAAGGCCUUGAACUCUCAUGGCCAUUUCCACAAUAUUACCAUCAAGGGCUUAGUAGGAAAUGACGACCAGUCUUGGGGAUGGGAUGUCGCAGUCAGAAAACUGUUCCACGACUCUCAAUUUGACGAGGAAAAUGGCCAGGAUUACCCUUCACCAGAAACCGUGGAUGAAACAUACACGGUUCCUGAAAAUAUCCUUGUCGUCCUGGACAUGCAAGAGGGGAACCUGUCAUUUUACAUCGACGGCUUCUGUUUGGGAAUCGCAUUCUGUGGUCUGAAGGGGAAGACGCUGUACCCUACAAUCAGCUCAGUGUUUCCCAACUGCCAGAUCUCGAUCAAAUAUAUCGGACCUUGCGACUGUGAGUAUUAUUAA